Nymphaea colorata (pocket water lily) is the source of this 1986-nucleotide messenger RNA. Its product is annotated as protein phosphatase 2C 70. The transcript has 13 exons. Gene Ontology annotation, biological process: protein dephosphorylation. Lineage: Eukaryota; Viridiplantae; Streptophyta; Magnoliopsida; Nymphaeales; Nymphaeaceae. Bases 177 to 1904 code for a protein of 575 amino acids. The record is from RefSeq and is a predicted model, not a curated record. Gene Ontology annotation, molecular function: cation binding; protein binding; protein serine/threonine phosphatase activity.
AGGAAACGGGGGUAACAACCCGACGGCCAAGCUGCGGACGACGACUCGUCCACCCCCGUCGUCUCCUCCCCCCGUCCCCGCCCACCGCUCCCUCUUCCAUCCUCCGGCUUCACCAGCACGGGCGCGUCAUUCCCUGCAAUCGCCUCUGCCUCACGUCGAGGGUGGCCGUGCAGCUUAUGGCUCUGCCGCUUGCGGAGAGCCUGAUCGCCGUCGUGCUUCUCCUGUUAUCCCUUCUCUUCAUUCUCUUCCUAUUUUUCUGCAAGCCAUGGCGUUUCUUCUCCUCUCGUGCCGCCAAGGUUACUGACUUGGAAAAGCCUCUUAUUCCUGAUGUCCUGGAUUUCCCUCAGAGCCAGAGUUCAAGUUCUGCAAGAAAUCAUGGGUCAGAGGUUCCUAGCACCCAUGUUGAAGAAAAUUUUACUGCCCACAGACAACAGGGCCACUUCGGAAAGCAAAUGCCUUCAUCAGAAGCUGGUUUGGACCCAGGUGGAAGUUUGACACUGGAUGUACUUUAUAAUCCUCCAGAUGGCCUGCAAUUUGGUCAAACGAUUAAACACACAAAUUGGUCUGCUGAGAAGAGAAAACUUAUCAUAAAAGGCGAAGCAAGUCUUGGUUCUGAUGAUAAAUGUCGUGAUCAGAAGGAUCAGUCUGCGUCUAUGAAAGAUGUUACUGUUCUAAGAAGUGGCAUCACCUUGGAGGUUAUAUCUGGUCCUUCACGUGGACUUCGUUGUUCCUUGCAGUCAUCAGAUAGUUCUAAAUUGCCAUUAACCAUUGGCCGAGUUCCUCCAAGUGAUUUAUUGCUGGGGGACUCUGAAGUGUCUGGCAAACAUGCCAGGAUAAAUUGGAAUUCUAGCAAAUCAAAAUGGGAACUAUUGGAUAUGGGAAGUCUGAAUGGAACUCUCUUGAAUUCACUUGCUGUCAACCUCCCGGAUUCAGAAUCAAGGCAUUGGAGUGAGCCAGUUGGACUUGCAAAUGGGGAUGUAAUUACUUUUGGUACUACAUCAAAAUUGCUUGUUCAUAUUUCUGAAAGCAAUGCACAACCUGUUCCUUUUGGAAUAGGUAUGGCAUCUGAUCCCAUGUCUAUGCGUAGAGGUGGAAAGAAGCUUCCUAUGGAAGACAUAAGCUAUUGUGAAUGGCCUCUACCGGGAAUUGAGCAGUUUGGACUUUUUGCUAUCUUUGAUGGGCAUGGGGGCUCAGGAGCAAGCAAUGCUGCAUGCAAGUUGCUACCCAAAACUGUUGCUAGCAUUUUGGCAGUUCCUGAAACAAGAGAGUAUAUUCUUUCCCAUCAUGAUGCCUCAGAAGUUCUUAGAGAUGCAUUUUAUCAAACGGAAGCAGCUAUGAGUCAUGAAUAUGAGGGUUGUUGUGCAACUGUUCUCUUGGUUUGGUCUGAUCUACAUGAAGGCUUCUUUGCACAGUGUGCAAAUGUUGGCGAUUCAGCUUGUAUUCUCAACAUUGAUGGAAGGCAGAACCUUAUGACAGAAGAUCAUCGAUUAACAAGUGAGUCUGAAAGGACUCGUUUAACAAAAAUGGGAGGCCCAUUAAGAGAUGGUGAAACACGUCUUUGCGGUCUAAAUAUAGCAAGGAUGCUUGGUGACAAGUUUCUAAAAGAGCAAGAUUUGCGCUUUAGUUCGUUGCCACAUAUUAGUCAAGUUUUACACAUAACGAGAACGAGCAAGGCCUUUGCCCUCUUAGCAAGCGAUGGCCUUUGGGACGUUCUUAGCAUAAAGAAAGCAAACCAACUAAUUCUUCAGUACAGAGAAACAUAUGACGUAGCAGAUCAAGAGAAUAUAGCAGAGUUGAUAGCUAAGUUAGUGUUGAACGAAGCAAGAACUUUGAGAACCAAAGAUAAUACAUCUGUCAUAUACUUAGAUUUCAGUACAAACAGAACAUCGUGUUGUAGAAUCUGACAGCUCAAUUAAAUGGAAAAUGGCUGCAUGUCCUCCUCCAGAGGUGUAAAUAUUUGUUCUAGUAUAUUUUGUUUCAUUUUCA